Messenger RNA from Larimichthys crocea (large yellow croaker), 9427 nucleotides. It is a transcript of the gene arhgef40, whose product is annotated as Rho guanine nucleotide exchange factor (GEF) 40. Bases 770 to 6004 code for a protein of 1744 amino acids. The transcript is spliced from 27 exons. The record is from RefSeq and is a predicted model, not a curated record. Gene Ontology annotation, molecular function: guanyl-nucleotide exchange factor activity. NCBI's taxonomy places the organism in Eukaryota, Metazoa, Chordata, Actinopteri, Sciaenidae.
AGUCUCAGGCGUCUCGUUCUUUCUUCCUCUUCAUCCUCCUUUCCCUUUGUCUGUCUGCCUCAUUCUUUUUUUCUGUUCCCUCCUUCCCUGUCGGCAUCGUUCUCAUUUUUUUCUCCUAAUCAUGUCAUCUUCUAUCAACCUCCACCUUAACCGAGCUCCUUUCAGCUCCAUCUCUCUCUCUCUCUCUCUCCCUCCCUUCUCUUUCCCAGUCCUUGGUGUACUUGUAGGGGUCUACAUCUGGUUUCUAUCAUGGUUGCUGCUGCUCUUGUUUCCCAUCGAUCUCUCCCACCGGUCAGCCUCCUCCUCUUUCUUUUCUCUUUUCCUUUUUCUGUCUGACUCUUCGGUCUCCGUAGGGUCGUCUGUUUUUUUUCUCAUAGUCACUUUUUCAGCUCUUUCCUCAACUCGCUCACACUUUGAGCGAGUCGGCACGAAGCGGAGCUCGAGUUCACCACUAUAGCUGCAUCCUUGCCUGCUCAUUGUUGUCGCUCUCUAGCUUCUUUUUCCGGACAUUUCUCUUUCUGUCAUUUUUUUAAUUUUUCCCCUCUGUGCCAAGCAUCUGUUUGGAAAGACUACCGCUGCCUCUUCCGUUUCAGUCUGGUACAGCAGGGAAAAGCAGGAAGUCUGACGCGGGAUGACAUACUCGUAUUCCGUACAGGAGGAUGCACACUCAUGCACACUGAUUGUCCUCACCGACAGUCAACGUGCCAUGUGAACACACACUUCUUUCCAGUGACCAAAGACUGUAACAGUGGACAGAGGUUCCGAGGCUAUGGAGGAUUGCGUGCAGGGGGCGCUCUCGUCGCUUUAUCCUCCUUUUGAGAGCACGGCGCCGCCCCUCCUCUCCCAGGUCUUUUCAGUCCUGGAGUCGACCUAUCAACACGACAGUCUUCGCUACCUCCUGGACUACUUUGUUCCUGCCAAGCACCUCCUGCACAAACUCCAGCAGCAUGCCUGCUCUCAGUACCUGGGCUGCUUGUUCCUUCACUCCGGCUGGCCUCUGUGUCUAGGCGAGAAAGUGGUCGUGCAGCUCUCCACCCUGGACUGGAGGCUCCUGCGCAGUAAUGACUUCUAUCUGCAGGUGGUGCCCUUCUCUACACGCUGCCCCCGCCUGGCCCUAAAGUGUCUGGCCCCCGGGGGACGCACAGUUCAGGAAGUCUUGGUGCCCGAGUCACAGCACCCCCUCGUGUUCACCACUGAGUGGCUGCACAGCGUCAACAAGGAACGGGGCCACAAGAGAGAAGUUGGAGGAGGACUCGACACCUGCCUGGUCAGCACAUGUGAUGGUGUGGUUCGUCUUCCGUGGAAGGAAGUUGUCUACCCCAAAUUCAUCCACGACCCCUCUGAGGAGCUGGGCCUGAUGUCCAACCACGAGGGCCGUCUACCAAGUGAGGGGGGCAGCAGCCUCGGGGGCUGGGGUGGCUCAUCCUCUGGGGAACUGGACUCCUGGUCAUGGGAUGAAGAGGAAGACGAGAGUUUACCACCGGAUGGCUUGGACUCCGCGCCUGCGCUUCCCCGCCGAAGGCGCAGCGAAGAUGGGCUCGGACGGACAACAAGGCACCCCCAGUUGGACGGGGACUAUGUGGAGCUAUUGGAGCCCAGAGUGGGUCCUGAUGGAGGGGUUGAUACAAGGCAGAGGUACUUGGAGAUGCAUGGAAUUUGUAAGACCAAGACUUUGCCUCUGUGCAGGAGAGGCAAAGCCAUCAAACUCCGCAAAGGGAGAGCUUGGGGAUACGGGAGACUGGAAGGGUCAGGAAGCUUUCGAUCUGCCCUGGGUACCAAAAGAGACAUGGUAACCCCAAAAGGUGACAUCUUGCCACCUCGGCCUCCAGCAGGAGCCACUGUACCUGGCAGAGGGCGUCAGUCUUACUCCUCUUCUGUCCAUGACUCUGAUGAAGGAGAUAAAACAAGCAGAGACUCAGAGGGCCUGGAAAGCCACCGGCUUUAUUUUGAUGGCCCAUUCAAAGAGAGGAGGCCCGGCGUAGGCAAGGAGAGAGACAGCAACGGCCUCACGCAGCCGUGCAGAGACGACCUCAGAUGUAAAGACUCAGAGAGCGGUGACAGUUUGGUCACAAACGAAAUCCAUGACUUGAACCACAAAGUCGGACAUGUUAUAGAAGGCCACUCGGAUCACGGAUCUCAUUCAGACUCUGUUUUUGAGGAUACUGAUAAACCACUGAGUGGAGACAGUGAUGCCACAACCCCGACAUCAGACCAGGCACCAGAGAGACCAUUCACUGGAGUUUUAGAAAGCGGAGAGAUUACCAACAGUGGAACUAAAACCAAGAGUUUGUCGAACCCAAAGGUGGCAGAAGAAAGGGACGAAGGAAAGACGGAGGACAGGGUGUGUCCUAGAGGAAAGGAAGUUAAAACCGCAGGAUUCAGAGCACCAAGGAGGAAAAGGAAGGGAAAGGGGGCCAAAGGGAGGGCUCGGUCUGGUGGCCGUGCAUACCAGAAGGGAUCAAAACAACCAGGUAAAGCUUCUCAACCAAGUCCCACCGCCUCCUCUACUCUGACAAAGCUGUCAGUCACAGAAGACAAGCAAUCAGAGCAAAGAGAACAGGCGGACCAACCCGAUGGAGCGCCACCUUCAACUAAUGAGGCGACAGAGGACACAGGGAAAGGCAAUGCAGAGACGGGAGCCGAAUCGCUGCCCGUCUGCAACGGCCAAUCAGGCACAUCCUUAUUUAACCACUCUACUGAGGAGGCGGGGUCAGCAGAGACAUGUCCUGACCAGCUAAACGGUGUUGCAACUAAAGAGCCUCCCCUGCUGAGGGAACUGGACACAGAGCUUCUCCAAUCAGGGAAGCUAAAGUUGACAGGUACGGUGGACAGGCUGGGGCGCGCUCUGAUUAUCACGGAGACGGAUGCAUCAGAGGGGGGUUUCUGCGAGGAGGAGAUGGCCCGGGUCCUGGCCUGCUACCACAGAAUCACCCGGCCGGCAGCCAAAGAAAAAGGUCUGACGGUGUUAAUGGACAGCAGACGCUCUCCACCCUCCCCGCUCUGCCUCUCUGCGCUUAAAUUAUUCCAGGUGUUGGUUCCUGGCGGUCUUGGAUCUGUUCUGGUUUUGGUGGAGGAGCAGCAGGAGUCCCUUUCUCAUAAUCUAGAAGGAGCAGAGAUCCACACGGUGCGAGGGACAGGCGUCCUUCAGCAGUACGUGGACAAGCAACAGCUGCCCGAAGAGAUGGACGGAGACUUCACCCACUGUCACUCAGACUGGCUGGUGUUCAGACUGAGCCUGGAGAGUCUGACAGAGCGCUGUGAGAGCGCCCUCUCACUCCUAGGAGAAGCACUGCAGUCGAUGGACGCCGAGCCGAUGCCGGACAACAUCAAGGCUGUACCUCUGAGCAUCGACAAGCACAGGCAGCUCAUGGUGAGCGUCCUGGCCGACCAGCGGUUAACUGAACUACAGCAACGAGGCGGGGCGUGGCUCGCGGGAUUGACCAACAGCACAUCCGGACUGGCGCAGAAGUCACCGGACUGCAGGGCUGCUCUCGCCGCGACCUCCAAACUUUACGACAGCGUGGACGACGCCCUCCAUCGGCUCGUCCGGGUGUCCAACCAGAGAGGACGAGACCUGGAGGCCCUGGGGCGACUGGCGGGGCUGGUGGACAAGCUGGAAAAGUGUGAUAAGGAGAUUGAGCAAGUCCAGUCGCAGCUGGACAACUACAAGGACCCUCCUCUGUCCCUCAGCCGACUCUCGCUGAAGCAGCAGAAAUUCAAGACGUUCAGAGAAACAGCCAACGAGCUGCACAGUGAGACUCUGUCAGUGCUCAGCGAUUUGGAGGGCUGGUGCGAGCUGGACUGGGCAGGCCUGAGCGACGUCCAGAUCCGACUUCCACCAGUCAGGGAGAAGCUGAGAGACAUGUCCCACUGUCUGUCCGACUGCUGGACCACCCUGGAUAACACGCAGAGGCUGCUGUCCACACUGACCGAGGCGACCCAGUGGUGCGAUGCAGUCUCCUCCACCUCCUCCUCCCCUUCUUCCUCUUCUUCCACCUGCCCUCUCGCCUCCCUCCCUCCGAUCCCACCGUCCCGUUUCCAGGAUGCCCGUUCCUUAGCCAUAGAGCUCGGCGGCGGGGCUCUCCUGGAUCUCUGGACCCAGACCGUGGAGCGCUACCAGCGGACCGUAGCGCAGGUUAAACCCCGGUUUCUCCAGUCCGACAGGGGUCAGAAUCAGGGCCAGGGGAAACCAAAGACGCCUUCCGCCAGCAGCCUGUGGGACCUGAUGGGUCCUGAGGGAGAGGGAGACUGGGGACUGGGAGCCGGAGGAAGCGAUGGGGGGAUGCAGUCUUGGGGAUCACUGGCGUCGCUGUUCAGGCCACAGACCUGCUCCACACUGAAGAUAGGAGAGGAGAAAGGGAACAAGAAAGAGGGAGGAGGAGGAGGAAGUGGAGGAGCUGGCGGAGCUGGAGGAGGGAAGUUCCUGCAGAACCUUCUGAAUCCUGCAAAGAAGAGUGCUGUAGACGCCCCGCUUCAUCCCAAGCCCCCCAGGAAACGCCACCCAAGCUUUGACCUCCAGGCCCUUCUGGCUCCCCGCCGAGGCACGGCCACCCCAAAACCUGCCGAGUCCCCUGUGGGCGGGCCGAGCCGUAACUCCCCCAUGUCCUGGCUGGGGCGACGGACGUUAGCUGAUCCGGUUAUUACCACGAGCAUGGCCGCGGCCAUACCUGGAUGGGGCGGCGGAGGUGGUGGUGGCGGAGGAGCAGGAGGAGGGGUGUUAAUUCGAGGGGUGGAAGUCAGCAGCAAGGAGGUGGUGGAUCACACCGGGUCACCGCGGCAACACGUGCUGCUCGGGAGGACCGAGAGGGAGACGGGGACGGACAGGGCCGGUUCAACUCCUCAGAGUAAGCUGUACCUGCUCUGGUGCAGGAUGCUGAGCUCAGAGAGGCAGUACGUCGCCGUCCUGAAGGGGGUGGAGGAGACGUACCUCCCUUUACUGGAGCUCUCCGACACUCCGGCCUCCAUCAGAGGGAAGGCAGACGCCCUCUUCCCCAACUGGGCCAGCCUCAGCAGCUUUCACUCGCAGAACCUGCUCCCUGCCAUGGAGGGCGCUCUCGUGCAAAGCUUGCUGCAACAGGACUGCUUCAGCAAAUAUCGGGAACAGUUCCUGCAGUAUUCCCACUACAUCAGGACUAAACUAGAACUGGACUCUCCGCUGAUCACGCAGGCUGCGGACUUCUUCAAGUCCAAACUCCCCCCGGCCUCCCCCCUCUCCCCUCUGUCCUUCCCUCACUGCCUCCAGGCUCCCACCCAGAGGCUGGAGCAGUACUGCGAGGCCCUGGAGGAGCUGGGCGGGAUAAACCCGGCCUCGGACUCCGCCCUCUCCAUCCUGAGGCACGCCCAGCGUCACGGCGAGGACCUCAGGGCCAGUGACCUCAUCGUCGGAUGUCCGAUCCCCGUGGCGGAGCGCGGCGAGCUGGUGCGGCAGGGCGAGCUGACGGUGUGCGGGGGAGCUCGGAGGAAGCGUGCGGGCGUGAGGAACGUCUUCCUCUACCAGCACGUCGUCAUCUUCACCAAACAGAAGAGCCCCGCGCCCGGACGCGUCGCCUACAGCUACAAGCAGAGCAUCAAGACGGGUGAGAUGGGUCUGACUCAGAGCGUGGGUGAGGAGGGAGUGAAGUUUGAAGUCUGGGUGCGACAGGCUCCUCGGACCAGAGACUGCAUCACGCUGCAGGCCAAGGACAGGGAGGACCGGGUGGCGUGGACUCACGACGUGGCGCAUCUGCUGUGGACGCACGCCAUCAACAACACGGAGCUGUGUCUGAAGGAGUCGCUCUGCAUGGGGAUUUCCAGUAAGCUGCUGCUGGAUGCAACAGGAACUCCAACAGGCUCCGAGCUGGACUCCAUCUACAGUCUCAACGACAGAGUCCACAGUAGCUGCUCAGACUCCUCCUCCGUCGGCAGUCAGAAGGAGGGGGGAUCCCCGGCGUCCGGGAGGGACCCGAGGAGAAGCUCCGGAUCAACAAGUUACUCACAGAGUCAGUCUCCAUCUACAGCUGUGUAACUGUCAUCUCAAUGAAAAAACUGGACCAUGGACUUUCUGAAGAAUCAUCUCUAUCUCACCUCUGGGGGAAAAAGCCAAACUGGACACAACAAAAGACUUUGUUUGAACUUCACCCACAUGCCUUACUCCCUCAUUCCCCCUUCAUCACCUCCUUAAAACAAGCAGCAGAUUAGCCGGAGCGGAGCGGCGCUGCACCCCCUUACCCCCCCUUAAAUAAAACCGGAUCAAAACCGCCCCUGUUCAAACCAUGACAAGCAACCAGCGGGGCUCUCUGCACUCCGCCAUUUUGGAUCUGCCAGUCUCAGUUGCUGGCAGAGUCAUUGACACCAAAGGCACUUCAGCCACACAGUGCGGCCAUUGUCUGCCCCGCGGCCCCCCGCUAGGCCAAACCACUUGGUCUGAACCACUGACUGCCCGGCUGGCUGACUGUACGCAUCACAUGCUCCGGCAUCUGAUAAUAAACAGGAAGUGACACACGGGGCGUAAAUGCACCGUAGGAUUGCAGAUUCAGAAUGUAUUAUGUACUUUGUCAUUUUCAUAAAUGGAGUACUGUAGGCUGGUUUUUUGUCCCCCCCUCCCCUCCUGCCUGUGUAGAAAUGCGUAGCAUAGGCUAAGGUGUGAUUGCAUCUAUGUAAAUGAGGCAGGGGUGGUGUGAGCAUGCACACAAACACACACACAAACACACACACAGUGUCUCUCAACGCAUGCAGUCAUUCUUAUUGUUACAAGACAGUGGAGCACUAUUCACAUGCUCACACACACACACACACACACACACUCGCUGAGGCCAUUUUAGAGCCUGGUACAGUGUCUAAAUCAUCGACACACACACACACACACAGUGAGCGUCACACGUCUCACAGCGUUUGUUCGUAUUAACAGUGGCGAGGAUUUAAGGCGAUAUUUAGUCAACACGAUUCCUUAGUGCCUUAAAGAAAAGUUGCUCCGUGUACCGAGUUUAACGAGUUUAAUGCUAUAACUUUUUUAAUAUAAGAUGCCAUAUUCUAUAUGCCAAAGGUAUAAAAAGGGUGUCUGUGCAAUGUCGACGUGUGUACAAAGAGGUUUUGUCGUUACAUUGAGCGUUGAGCUGGACUGCUUUCUCCAUAAAAUGGAGAAAGGUGGAUUUGUUGACGUGCCAUAUUUCCGGGUUUUUACGACUCCUGAUUAUUCUCAAAGAGCCGAUUUACACAAAUCAGACUUCUAGUUUUUUGUUUAGAUUGGCCCCAAAAAGUUGAUUUCGGCUCCGGUUUGCGAAUUUUGACAGUUUGAAGAGGCCUUAAAACGUUUAACACGACUUUAAGGACGUUAUCUUUUGUUAUAUUUUGGGUAAUAUACCUAUUUGCUUCCCUGUUGGGAGUUAGAUGAGUGGAUCGAUACCACUCUUGUGUCUCUAGGGCAGCGCCGGUCCUGGCCACAUUUGCGCCCUGGGCGAACCCCCCCCCAAACCCCCCGAGGCGCACAUUUUCUCGUGCGCCCUCACGGCCGCCCGUGUGCCACCAUCGGUCUGUCCGCCGCCCCCCUCUGCCUUGUCAACACCCCGCUCCCGGGGCGCCCGCUCCGCUAACUUAAUGAGCGGUAUCGAAAAAUCGCGAGGUUUUUUACUUUUUCGGGUGCUCGUGUGCCCCCCACGGAGACUGCGCCCUGGGCGGCCGCCCACAUUGCCCAUAGCUAAGGCCGGCCCUGCUCUAGGGUAAAGCUUUAGCUUAGCUUAGCUUAGCAUAAAGACUGGGAACAGCUAGCUGUAGCUCUGCCCAAAGCUCAAUAAUUAACAGACCAGUUGUGGUUUAAGGUGCCGGACUUCCUUCCUGUUGUUUUUACACUUUUCCGUAUGAAUUAAACAAACUGGUAGGCGGAUUUUGCUACCUAAGCUAAGCUAAGCUAAGCUAACGGACUGCUAGCGGCAGCUUCACAUUGACGGCAGAUGUGUGUAUUGUGACUACAUCAGUGCCAAACACGUAAAUAAAAUAAAAAACGUUGCAUGGCGUGUUGCGGCGCAGCCAAAGAUUUCAUACAAAGAUUUCAUACAAAGAUUUCAUACGCUGUAAAAACCAAUCGUCGUCCACGCGCCCGUUUGAUUGGACGGGCACGUGUCACUAUCAAACAAUAUCAUCCUUUAAAAAAGGUACAAACGUGUGAGCGAACGCCGGCUCGCACGCGGCGGCGUUAUCAGAUUCAGCACGUCUCAUAUCUGCAUUCAAAUUCAAAAAAUUGCAAAUGGCCAUCGAGCCGUCUCUGAAUCAAUAUGUAAUUUGUCGGCUUCGGAGGAGCCCCGCACACUUCAUAGCCUUUAGCUGUUUGGUACAUUGCGUUAUUAUUGGAGGCGAUGUAAUGAACACCAUCUUUCAUUCUCGGCAGUAUAGAUCGUGUAUGCAGAACUCCUCGCAGUAUUCAUGUAUAGAAACUUUUUUGCUCUUGUUGCCAUGACACUCCGCCUGAUGUUUACAUUUUUUUUUGUUGUUUUUUUUUAAAUGUUGGAAAUGCAUGUUAUGCUUACUUGAUAUUUGUACUUUGACUGUUUUUAUUCUGUGUCGAAUUAAAACUGGAUACAAGCUCCGAAAGCUCAAAAGGAAUGGAGGGAAGGGAGGGAGGUCGUGCUUGAACCUUUUUAGCGGGUCUAACUUCAAAAUGAUGCGGGGGCCCGCAACCUCGUAACCUCCGACUUCUUCUUCUUCUUCUCUAAAAAGCCAGCUGUGUGCCGCUGCUUCGUCCACACACACACACACACACACAUAAAGAAUGAUUAGAUAACUACAGUGCAGCCAGCGCCAUAUCAAAUAGUUCGAGGGAUCAAAUUCUCUCUCUCAAAAAAAAAAAAAAAAAGAAAGGGGGGGAGGGCAGUUUGAGAGCAACGAGAGAGAGAGAGAGAGUGUGUGUGUGUGUGUGUGUGUCCAUCUGUGCAUGUGAGCGACAUAGAAGGGAGGAAUGAGAGAUAAAGGGUGGGCAAAGAGGGAGGACGAGGAGGGGGGGAGCGGACAGAGGAGAAAGGGAGCGACAGAGGAGAAGGACAGGAGACAGUAGGUGGGAAUGAUGGGAAAUGAGCGAGGGCGAAGGGGGCAGACAGAGAGAGGGAGAGGGAGAGAGAGAGAGGCACAGUCAAGGGGGGGAGGAAAGAGGAAGAAUAGAGGAGGGGGGCUUAUAGAAAAGAGGGAGACACAAAGUGGAGUUGGAACUUUCUUCUAAUGGAGAGAACUAAGAGAGGGCCGAGGAGAGAGAGAGAGAGAGAGAGAGCGAGCGAGCUGCAGAAUGGAUGAAGGAGAGAGGGAGAGCGAGAGAGAGCGAGCGGGGUAAAAAGGGGGGAUGUUGACAAAGCAGCGAGACUGUGGCGAACAAAGAGAACGUGAAGAGAAUGAGUCGGGGGAAACAUCAAAGGGAUUUUUCAGGCCCGGUUACCGGGACAACAGACAUUUGCAUGCGAUUAGCUUU